AUGCCUAAAUCGACGUAUCUAGAUCUAGUCAAAGCAUGCGACAACUUUCCGUAUGAUGACUCGGCCGGACCAAUAUACAAGCUCUAUCUUCCCAACGAUGAUAGGCCCCACGGCUUCAUGCUGCCCGAGAUCGUCGAGAACAUGCCAUGGACGGACGACUUUGAGGUGGACAACGAGAAUUUGACGGUCCAACUGCAACAACGACCGUCAACUUCUUCCACCACCGCUUUUGCAAGGGUCAUCAAUUCCGCCAUUGAGAACGAUGUCUUCGACACGCUGCACGGCAAACACAGCGAACUCUACCCCAUUCUAGGAGCAAGGCAUCCCGUACAGUUUGAGCGCUUCGCCGGCGAUCUCUUUGGCUUCAUAGCCCGCGGUGCUCAUCUCACCAUCUACACCGUCACCGAUCGCGGCAUGAUGAUCUGGGUGCCGCGGCGAAGCUCGCACAUGUUCACCUACCCCAACAAGCUCGACACGACUGUAGCCGGGGGCGUGCCGGCUCAUCAGACGCCGUUUGAAAACGUCGUCCAGGAAGCCGAUGAGGAAGCAUCGCUGCCUGCAGAUCUGAUCAAGCGGGGUGUACGUGCUGCCGGCGCCCUGACGUACCAAGGGCUUUCGACCGAGUCCAAUGGUGCGAAGGAGAGUCUGAUUGUCAGCGAUGUAGUGUAUGUGUAUGACUUGGAGGUCGGGCAGGAGGUGAAACCCGUACCCAAAGACGACGAGGUCAAAGAGUUCUACCUCAUGAGCGUGGACGAGGUGAAGGCUGCGUUGGCUCGAGAGGAGUUCAAAACGAACAGUGCGGUUGUCAUGAUCGAUUUCUUCAUCAGGCAUGGCAUCAUUACGGCGGAGAACGAGGCGGAUUACGUGGAGAUUGUGACGAGGAUGCAUAGAAAGUUGCCAUUUCCGACGACCGGAUAA
Neohortaea acidophila is the source of this 918-nucleotide messenger RNA. RefSeq lists its product as uncharacterized. Gene Ontology annotation, molecular function: 8-oxo-dGDP phosphatase activity. Bases 1 to 918 code for a protein of 305 amino acids. The transcript is spliced from 2 exons. The record is from RefSeq and is a predicted model, not a curated record. Lineage: Eukaryota; Fungi; Ascomycota; Dothideomycetes; Mycosphaerellales; Teratosphaeriaceae.